CGGGUUUGCCAAGGGUGUGUUUUCUUACGGGCGAAUUUCGUUGAUUUUUGGGUUUCACGAGUCCCAGGAAUUCGAGUUGUUAUUAUUGAUGAUUGAUUUUUGGAGUGAUGUCGGUGAAAAAGUUUGGGAAAAAAGUUAAGCCGGCGUCCGAAGAAUGAUUGAAAAAAAGGGGAAAAGGAGUUCUUCUACCUGACUGCCAAAACCUGUCUAGCUUCGGAGGACAACAAAGGGAAUGAAAGAAGGAAAAAGCAAUGAUCGUCUUUGGGUAAUUUGGUUUGAUGAUCGACAAACUUGGACGGAGGUCUCUUGUGUGGAUGGAAUCGGAGUUACGUGUUGUAUUUUUUCCGUCUUUUCCUCUGAAGAAGACCGAAAGAUUGAUGGAAGUCUAAUGCAAUUGGCUUUGAUUGUUGUGUGAGAAUCAAUCGGGUGGUUUGUGUUACGCAGAGCAACAAAAACAAAAUUUUAAAGGGAAAGAAGGGAAGACGCAACUCGAGAAAUUUGAAAGAAGAACCUUCUGAUGAAGUGUCUUUGAACCUGAAAUAAAAAGGAAAAAACGAAGAAAUAGAUUACUAUGAGCUUAUCAUAGUACCAUCAUCUAUGGUCAUCAUCUCGUUCUUUUUUUGGGUGGUUUCAAUUCUUCUGCAGAGGAAUAUCAAGAUUUGUUCGGAGAUGAACGAGCAGAAGCUGAGGUUGGACGUUAAAUUUUCAUCGUCUGGACCACCAGUCUCAGUUUAGAACUCUCGUUUGACGCCGGGAAUUCUUUCAGGGUUUAUCUUCGAUCAACCGACAAAUUGGGAAUCAGUUCAGUUCAAUGAUUGUCUCCCCAGAUGGUUUAUCAAAAUGGGGACAGUGCUCCCUAAACGAUUAUUCUUCUGUUUCGAUAAAAGUGCAGUGACGCAAGAAGUGAAGUGAAUUACCUCAUUGUACCAUAAGAAGCCAGCCAGAAUAGUGAAGUGAAAGUUAUCUCUCGAGAGCUGGAUGCCUUUCAUUUUUUCUCGAAACUACUCCCAGAAGAACCCGAUUUGGGGAAAACAAAAGUGCGAUAAUUUUUCAAGGAUAUCCUUUGGAAGGAAGGCAGCAAUUCAGCAGAAUUUUUGAACUGCUGACUAAAAGAAGGAAGAAAAUUCAUCCCUUCAGAAGUUUCAUCUUUUGGACCACAAGCAAGUACCCUGUUACGUCAACGAAGUAUCGCCCUAGGGAACUCUUCAUAAUGAAGCAUGUUUGGCGGAUAUUUCUCCUGCUGAUGAUAUUGAACGAUUUAAGUUUAAUUAGUUCGGAGCCACAGUAUCAGCAGCAGUUUCAACCACAACAACAGCCUCAGAAUGGAAACUACCAGAACAACUACAAUCCGAACUAUAAUUACAACAGCGCUCCCGCAACGGAAGGAGGACAGCAACAGCCAAUUCAGCAAGUACAGCAGCAACAGAGGCCGUAUCAGUAUCCGAGGCCUCAAACGACACCAGCGCCAAGCAUUUGGAAUCGAUUGACAAGUUGGUUGAACAUUUUUGGAGACGAUAGCAGCAGUAAUAGACCGCAGCAGUCGUAUCAACAACAACAACAACAAUCGUACCAACCACAGCCAGUGCCACCCCCAGCUCCUCCAAGACCACAACCAGUGCAGCCAAGUUAUCCACCAACCCAACCUCAGCAACAGCAGCAGCUUCAACAGCUACAGCAACAGGUUCAGCUGCUGCAACAAAUACAGCUUCAACAGCAGCUUCGGCCUCAACAACCUGCAAUUCCACCUCCUGUUCAACAACCACAGCUACUACAAAACGAACAGUACAGAAAUGGUAGCAGAGCUGGGCUGGUGAGUACCAUUUAUGGGCCUCCAGGGUUCAACAGCCCCCAGUCGAGUGGCGGAUUUGUUCCAAUCAACUACCAGAGUGGUCAAGGAAGUGGUGGAACGAGCUUUUCUGUGAGUCAAUCUUUCCAAGUGAAUCCAGUGGGGGGACAUGUAGCAAAUGCCCCAAUACAGCAACAAAGUGGUCCCUAUCCACCUUCGACGCUACAGAAGCAAAUCAUAGGUUCCCAACAGGACCCACGGAUAUUGAAACCUUCCCAGCCCGUAGUUCAACCGAGUUUGAUACGAGAUACGGAGUUUACAACGGCAUCACCUGGAGGUCCGGUACCAGUUCCUGGAGUAGAUGUGUUCAAAGACUUCGAUUAUCAUCCUUGCAAUAAUGUGCCAUGGGUUCCUGUGGGACCUCCUCCAGGAGUUUUUCCUGGUAGUCAAUCUCCAGCUAACGGAUAUGCUCCAAACACAAUACCUCCACCGACUCAGAAACCAAUAAAACUUGAGUUGAAGCCUAAGGGCCAAGUUCAGAACGUUGCACCGUAUCCGGCAGCAAGUGCCAAUCGUGAACCAGCAAUUAUCACAGCUGCACCAGGUGGUUCCAACGUCUUGCAACAACAACUGCAGCAGCAUCAACAGCAGCUUCAGACCCUGCAGCUGCAACAGCUACAGCUUCAACAGCAGCAACUCCAACAGCAGCUUGCACAACUCAAGGUCAGUACCACACCAGACCCACACCCUCAACCUUCUCAACCAGCACCCCAAGUCCAAUCAGCAGCUCCAACUCAAGCUCACUACGUGACCCGAAAUCCAGACCAACCUGUAACUGCAUUCCCACCGAUAACUUUUCGACAAGUUUCAGCAUCUUACUUCACCAACAAAGACUACCAUCCACCAGCCAAGAUCCUCCCGAUACAAAACGAGCAUUCACCUCAGACUUCGAUAACCCUCCCUAACCUGAGUGCGACGCCCGUUCCACCGCUCUAUACGGCGACCUCCUUCCACACCGACCCGUACAAAUUCUAUCGACCGCACAAGGCCCGGGACAACGUCGUGGAGCUGGGUCACGGGUAUCCCCAAUCCUCCAAAUCGAUGUCCGACAGCUACAUCCGAUACAAUGACAACAACAAUCCCUCCAAUGAUCCCUCCGAUAACAAUAAUAAUAUCAACCACUCCAUCUUCGACGUCGAACAGGUAGCGUCUUCAUCGUCCACCCACUACACGACGGUCCGGUACACCAGCGAGGACUCGAAGCCGGCGGCAUCCGAGAUCCGAAACGUUACGCGAACCCGCUCGAAUCAGCUUGUGGAGGAGGAUGAGGACGAUUACGUUGAAUCUUCGGAGGAAGACGACGAUCGUAUCACUGGAGUCACGGUAACAUUUCCGGUGGAGGUAACCAGUGUUGUUCCGAAGACUCGCUACUAUUCAUCUAGGACUUCUACCACUGAAAGGCCGACGACGCCACCUCCUCCAACAGAUUCUGGAGAGCUUGGUAACGGAGUUCAAAUCAUCUACUCAGCCAAUCUUCAAACGACAGCUCCGCUGAGCAAUUCAGGUAGGGAGAAUUUUGAACGACAUUACAGUCAAAUAGAGGAACAACGCCCUGUGGGUGGUCAUUUUAAUAACCUUCUCAGCGACGAGGAGGAAGAUAAUGAUUCUGAAGAGAGCAUGCCAGUGGCAGUGUCUACACCAGCUUCUUCCACAAAAGGGAUUCCGAUUUAUACUACCUUCCAAGAUGAAGGUUUCCGUCCAACAACAUUGAAGAAGUUUUCUACCGAAGAACCGCCAGCUGAAAUCACUACUCCUAUUCCGUAUACGAUAACAACUAUGCCAGCAACCAGGUCAACGUAUCCUUCAACUAUCACGGCCGCUAUUGGUGGCUAUCGGAACAUAACUUCCACCAAGAAACCUAAACAAAUACAAAUUAUCAUACCAUACAAUACGUACAAGAAACCGGAACCCUUCAAACCGAAGGACGACGAUGAUUUUGAACGCACCCCUGAGGAAUCGAAUAUCGUAACUCUUACAUCGGAAACUACCACAACACCUCAGCCUCCGAUACCGCACUUUGUGACUCGUGAAUCUAUGAAGUACUUCCAUUCGACAACCAACCUCAGAGACAUCCUACGGAAGGAAACUACUAGACCCUUCUCCCGACCACCAACUACAGUCCCAGAAAAACCAACCAAGACCAAAAAGGUUGAACCGGUUAAAGUCUCAAAGGAAUCGAAGCCAUUCACCCUCAGGAUUCCCAAGAUGACACCACUUCCACCUGUUUUCAAUCUGACCGGUCUCAGUGCCGAUCACCGGAUUGAACAAACCACAACUACACCACCUCGCACUGUUCGUCCGACUAUUGUCAUGGCUCACCCAUCUAAAUUCACUCCCCAAUACGUCAACAUUACUCGUCCUCGUGUUACCCCUACCAAUCAAAUGUUUUCCCCCAGAACGACUCUAGCCCAACUCCUUCGAACCACCAAAAUAAUUACCAAACCCCCGAAAGCUUUUGAACAGCCCGAGUACAUCACUCGACCUCGUCCUCCAAUAAUCUACCGUCGAACGACAUUCCCUCCUUCCACAACAACUUCAACCACAACAUCAACGCCGCCUCCAACAACUACAACAACUCCAAGAACCUUACCCCCUCCAACUACCACAACCCCUAGACCCACAACACCCACUACGGAAAGCUUCGAAACCACCUCGAUCCCCAUCUACGAGCGCAACGAGUGGGACAUCGACCCACUCCUCCUUCAACGUCGCAUUGACACCUGGACCGAGCAGCAAUACUCCAGCGCCGACUACAUGCUCAAAACGAGCUCGAUCCCCCUACAUCGAGUCACAAAAGCUAUCCCCCUCGAAUUCCUGACCACCACUAUGCUCCCCUCCCUCCGAACCCGCUACAAGGGCCGGGACAGCUGGCACCAAGUCAAAAUCGCCAUCUCACCGCACACCAAAGAAAAGGUCUACGUCGUAACGCCGCAACCCUGGACCGCCAUCGUCAACCAGCAGCGGCUAUCCUCUUCGCUUCCGACGCGAUUCUCCAUCCGACCAACCCCGCAGCUCCGGUUCGGCGGAACGGCAUCCCAUCCGACCGGAAUAACCCCCGAGGUGGUGCGCAGUGUUUCACCGGAAUCAGUGAACGAUCUGGUGGAACACAAGUCCAAAUUCCGCGUGGGUCCAACCCUAAGUACAGGUAAACUGAAGCAGCGGAAGUACGUGAGGAAAAAGCCAUUUCCGGCAGGAGGAGCCCUCAGCCGGAGUCGGAGAUCCAGCGAGGUGUGACACUUUUCCGGUUCCGAGGAGCUGAUGAAUCGGAAGCACUAGACAUUUCUUAAUAGUUAUUAAGACAGAUCAGGGUUCAAGGAUAUGUAAUUGAAUGUGCAACUACUUCGUAAAGGGUGAACAAUAGUUUGAUCGGAAUCGCGGGUUACGAAUGGGAAUUUAAGCAUAUAUAUGUAAUUGUCUCUUUUCUGCAGAGAUUGUAUGGCCGGUGAGUUUAUUUAGGAGAUAUUAUGUCAAAACGUGCAACAUGUAGGUAGUACGUUAAGGUUUUAUAUAGAGCACAAUAGGUAACGUAUUUAUUUAAAAAAAAAAUAAGGAACACAAUUGAAGAGAUGGUAUUGGUGAUGGAUUGGAAAAACGUAACACAACUUCAAUAAUCUUCACAAAACAUAGUUUGAAAUUGGCACAAACCAUACUUUUGGGAAUAAAAAAAAAUAAAAAAAAAUGCUGAAGCUGUAUAUGUACUUUAAAUUCUGGGUAAUAAAGACGAGGUUUAAUGAAUCCAGUCAAUCACCAAAGCCGAAAGCUUCGCAACUUAUAAAGACUUUUCUAAUAGGCUAAACCAAUUGGUCUUUUAGUAGAUUAAUUAGUUCGUAUAGCUGUAGUAGGUAGACAAGAACACUGUAAACAUAUGCUCACAAGCAAACGUAUUACUCAGAGUGGAUUCAGAAGUGCUAUCUGAGGGCAAAAGAUCCUGUUGAACUUGCCAAUAACUCGUAGACGGUAAACUAAGAAGACCAGAGAACAUAAUACCUUAACCAAAACUGUAAGGUUGUUAGCCUUAAUUAAGAGUAAUUCCAUACUGCAGCACCGAUUCUUGGUGCCCAGAAGUCGUUUCUUUUCCCCUAAACCUAAUCGAAUCAUCCACCGGUUGGAGUUUGUAUCUGGUUACAAUCAAAAAAAUCGAGAGGGAGAAAAAGAGCCAAAGGACCAAAGGUUUUCCCUUUAUCGAUGAAUCGAAAGAUUUUCCCAAGAUAACCAUCCAAUUACUACUUUUUCAUUAGACCAAUGAACGCAACUAAUGAAGAGUAUUUCUUUCCUUGUUGGCUAUUGUCGGAUUUCGAGGGUGAGAAAGUGAAUGUUUAGUCUAACUAAGUAUCAAUUUAGUCUAAUGAAGUUACGUUAGUCUGAAAGAUAAAACUACUCCUCCUCUCGAUUCGAUAAUACAAUCACCGGGCUUCGUUUGAAGUUCAAACAAAAAACUAAUGAUUGUAGCAGAUAGAAAUUACUCCAUUACAUAAUUGUUCGAUGGGAGAAAAACAAACAAACUAAAAAAAACAGACCACAAACUCAUGAAAUUCAAAUAGGAAAAUUGCGUGAAUCCGAACCGAUUGUCUUCGGUAGUAAGUUUAUAAGUUGGGAAUGGGCAACCUUCGUUCGUCUUUUUUCUUUCUCAUUUCUCGCGAAUGCGCUUGUAAACAAAAACUAUGUAAGGCAUGAUUAAGACUAUACCACAGACACUCUAUCAGUUACCCUAACAAACUAACCAAGAUGGUAGAAGAAUAUAGGCAGAAACAAAUUAAAAGAAAAAAAAGCUAACUAGCAAAGAAAAACAAAACCACUCAUCAGCUAGUAGUAGUGGAAAAGUCAAAUGUAAACAAACCUUGUGCUGUAGUAUUUAUACUUAUUUAGUAACAGGGAAAAAGAUGCAGCCAGUAGCAACCAGCAGAAGCAGAAAUCGUCUUCGUCGAUAUGCAAUUUCUCACUGCUGGGAAAAGUGGAAUUAACCGAAGGGAGAGAAAGAGCCACAAAAAAACGAGGCGAAAUAUAAUUCAUAAUUAAAAACUAA
Messenger RNA from Uranotaenia lowii, 6869 nucleotides. RefSeq names its product mucin-2-like. The coding region runs from base 1211 to 5080 and encodes 1289 amino acids. Lineage: Eukaryota; Metazoa; Arthropoda; Insecta; Diptera; Culicidae. The record is from RefSeq and is a predicted model, not a curated record. The transcript has 3 exons.